AUGGACAGCCGGCCCGCAGCACGCCGCUCGUCAGAAGCGAAAUCGGGAUCGGAUUUGGAAGGAGCGGACGACACGCGCGACGAGGAACGCGGGUGGAGCCCGUCGGAUGGAAGUGAGGGGUCGAGCGACGGCAGCAGAGGCGCGGAGGAGGCGCAGCGCGGAAAUAACGCGCGGAGAGCGGCGGCGGAGGCUGUAGCAGAGGCGGAAGAAGAUUCAGACGUGCGCGAAGAGGAAGAGGAACUAGGGGACGAGGCGGAGGCGGAGGAGGGGGAGGAGGGGGAGGAGGAAGGGGAGGAGGGGGACGACGAUGCGGACGGGCCUCCUGAGGAGGGUUUUGAGCCUUUUCAGUGGCCCGAUUCCCCUCCCGGGCCUCCCCCCGUGGUUCUUCCGCUCCCCGAGAUGUCCCCCGCGCCCUUGGAACGCGCGCGAGUCACGACCCCAUCUGACGACGACGAGGAUGACGAUGACGUGGCGGAUGACGACGAUGACGUGGACGAAGAUCGCCGCAUGGGGCCGCGGCUGCCGCGUCGGCCUGCGAGAGCCGCAGGAUCCACCCGAGCUGUAGCGCGGGGGGCGGCUGUAGCGCCGGAGAUGACUGUAGCGGAUCUGGAGUUCCCAGGGUCGCUGCUGGGGACGAUCAUGGACGGGUUGGGCAAGUGGCCUUGGACGGUCUGGCCUAACCACAUGCGCUCCUGCCUCGCUGCCUCUGCUCGCAUACUGCACGCUGUCGUAGCAGACCCGGACGAGUCAGGUUCCAUAGUGAGUCCCGCGGUGCGAGAAGAGGCGCAGCGGCUGAUGAGGCGCGCUGUGCUGAAGCGCAAGCUGGCGACGCUCUUCAGAGAGGCCGCGCCCAGCCUGUUUGACAAGUGCCUGGAUGAUAGGGCGAUCUGGAAAUGGGGCAGGGACGUGCACGGGAAUAUAUUUGAGGCGUUUCUUUCCCUUAUGGAUGUGAUUGUACUGAAGCUGCCUGAGUUGAUUAUAGCGAGGGAGGCUCUGGCGGAUGCAGCGGCUGCUGCGGCUGGAGAAGGGGCGGUGGGUCGAGGGGAGGGGGAGGGGCACGGGGAGAGAGUGAGGGAGAGGAAGGAGGAGGUUGAGGAGGCAGAGAGGCGGAGUGUGGAGGUAGAAGAGGAGAUAGCUGGGCUUCUAACAGCCAUGGCGCAGGGAUGGGACAGCACGUGUCAGUUCCACUGCAAACACAAGAACGAGCAGCUGCCACGUGUUGCGCCGCGAUUGGACCGCCCGUGCUUCUAUGCCAUCUCCCUGCCUCUAGACCCCGCCCCUAUCGGCCCUUCCCUCCCCGGAACCCAGGCGGCUGGGGGGAGGAGUGGCGCGGAGGGAAGGGGGGAAGGGGGGGAGGGCGGAGGCGUAGGCUCACACCAGUGGCUGGUGUGGUUUUUGAAUUACUUUGGGCAGACAGCGUAUGGGAAUGGGUAUGAACGCGUGGUGCAGGUGCUGCUGAGGCUCAUGGCAGGGUUUGAACGGCAGUGCGAUGCCCAUGCUGCCAGGCUAGAAGCACUCAGACGAGAGCAGGAACAGAAACAAGAGCUGGAGCGGGAAGGCAGGGGGAAUUCCGCGGGAAGGAAGGCAGAGUCACCACCCCCAUCGCCGUCACCAUCCCUUCCCCGCCUGCCCGUCCCGCGCAUGCCUCUGGUGGUGGUAGAGGCGCUGCUGCGCCCCCUGGCGACAGCAGCUGAGUUCCUUACCCCACUCGUCGGCAACAUGCUGCUGCAGCCAUGCAGGGCCGUGCUGGUGGCCAUAACGCGGUGCAUCAGCAGCGACCAGAUGGAUUCUCUCAACGAGGGCCCCCGGGACGGCUCCUUCCAGUGCCUCUCGCUCACUCUGCGCCACGUGCGCGCGCUGCUCGCCCUGCCGUCCUCUGCUGACAGCGUGCGCGACAUUAUCCAUGACGUUGAGAUGACAAAUGUGGAAUAUGAAGGAUUGGAGGACGACGAGGACGAGAAGGAGGAGGAGGAGGAGGACGAUGAGGAGGAUGAUGAGUUUGAUUAUUAUAAUGAUGUGGAGGUGUCAGCAGCGACCGUAGUGAGGGCGGUGCAGAGGCACAUGGUGAAGCGCAUGCUGGGAGUGCCUUCCUUCAGCAAGCAGCUGUCGGCUGCCAGGGAGAUCAACCGCAUGCUGGAAACCGCAGCUGCUCUGAAGGCGAACAAGCAGCUGUCGGCUGCAAGGGAGAUCAACCAACCGCAUGCUGGAGAGCUCGGCAGCACUGGAGAUGACCAAGCAGUUGCCAGAGAGAUCAGCCGCAUGCUGGAGAGCUUGGCAGCACUGGAGAUGAGGGGAAGCAAGCAUGGUGCAGCGCAUGCUGGGAGUGCCAUCGUUCAGCAAGCAGUUAUCAGCCGUCAGGGAGAUCAACCGCAUGCUGGAGAGCUCGGCAGCACUGGAGAUGAGGUGAGACUGUUGGUGUGUUGGUGGGUGUCAGGGGAAGCAAGCAUGGUGCAGCGAAUGCUGGGAGUGCCAUGGUUCAGCAAGCAGUUAUCAGCCGUCAGGGAGAUCAACCAACCGCAGGCUGGAAAGCGCAGCUGCGCUGGAGAUGAGAUGAGGGGCAAGGGAGGAUCAGCCAUGAUGGCAAUUAUCAAUUGGCUGGAGGCCUUUAAAAUUCUGCCACUUGUCCUGCGCUCCAACCUACACCACAAGCAAUACGUGGACCAGGUGCGGCCUCUUGUGCGCACAGUGCACCCACUUAAGCAAUAUUUGCACCAGGUGCGUCUGUGCCUACUCAAGCAAUACGUGGACCAGGUGCGGCCUCUUGUGCGCACAGUGCACCCACUUAAGCAAUAUUUGCACCAGGUGGUGAAGAUCAUGAGAGCGCUGCUCAACCAACGGCGCCUGCGGGAGAAGCACCUGGACGCCGUGUGGGCCGCCACUGAGAAGCCUGACCAGUUCGAAGCGGCAUGGAGGCUUGCGCUUCUUGAGGCACCUCCUCAACCAGCGCCGGCUGCUGGGGAAGCACCUGUUGGGGAAGCACCUGGACGCCGUGUGGGCCGUCGCUGA
This is a messenger RNA of Closterium sp. Yama58-4, 3006 nucleotides long. The record is from the annotation of a GenBank genome assembly. Lineage: Eukaryota; Viridiplantae; Streptophyta; Zygnematophyceae; Desmidiales; Closteriaceae.